Molecule: messenger RNA, 1441 nt
Organism: Tupaia belangeri chinensis (Chinese tree shrew)
Lineage: Eukaryota; Metazoa; Chordata; Mammalia; Scandentia; Tupaiidae
Product: histone H2B type 2-F
Exons: 2
Coding region: 113-691 (192 amino acids)
Cellular component (GO): nucleosome
Molecular function (GO): DNA binding; protein heterodimerization activity; structural constituent of chromatin
Source: RefSeq, a predicted model, not a curated record
AUUCAAAGUUAAAACUAGCGAAAAUGUUGCAAAAGUAGUGAAACUUGCUUCCCGCAAUUGACUGGCUAGUUUAAAUGGAGCUUUUUGAUUGGCUAACAAGACGUUUGUUCUAAUGACCACUAAGGAAGCGCUACCAGAGUCAAUUUACAUAGACUCCGCCCCUAUGACGACACAACACAAAAUUACCAAUAAAAACGCAGUACUGUGCGAGCCUUCAUUUGCAUACAAGCUCUAUAAGUACGCGCAACCAGGCCGGUUGGCUGUAGUCAGUCGUUUUCUUCUCUGGCUGUGUGUCGUCUUUUGUAAGAAAAUGCCGGAUCCAGCAAAAUCUGCUCCCGCUCCCAAGAAGGGCUCGAAAAAGGCUGUAACGAAGGUGCAGAAGAAGGAUGGGAAGAAGCGUAAGCGCAGCCGAAAGGAGAGCUAUUCUGUUUACGUGUACAAGGUGCUGAAGCAAGUGCAUCCUGACACCGGUAUUUCUUCCAAGGCCAUGGGCAUCAUGAACUCGUUCGUCAACGACAUCUUCGAGCGCAUCGCCGGCGAGGCGUCCCGCCUGGCGCAUUACAACAAGCGCUCGACCAUCACGUCCCGCGAGAUCCAGACGGCCGUGCGCCUGCUGCUGCCCGGCGAGCUGGCCAAGCACGCCGUGUCUGAGGGCACCAAGGCGGUCACCAAGUACACCAGCUCCAAGUAAAGGUCUUUUUCUGCCCUUCCAGAAGAAGUGGGCCUCAAAGUCACAGCCAGGCUCCAGAUGAAUCCUGCUGCACCGGAGAGCAUGUUGGGGAUUCCUGAAAAUUAUCUUCUUUAAUUCAUUUUUCUAGAAUGUCUAAACCAAUUACUUCUAGUCUUAAGAGAUUUUUUUUUCUUCCUCCAUUAACUCCCAUAUCCCAUCAGGAAUCUUUUAACAUUAUGUCACUUCACAAUUUAUUUUUUUUCCAUCCUAAGUUGUAAGGUGAAGAAGUUAUUGGGUUGUUGAGGAGGUUAAGAUACAUUUUUGUAUAGAAAAACAGGGAAAAGCUUCAUGACUUUCCCGAUGACCUAACAUUAUGGUACUUAGUGUGAUAUGGAGAUGAAGGGAGAGGGCAGGAAGAUGAGUUUCUUAUCCUCUGGGGUUUUAUACCUCCCUGACCCAACUUAACAAACUAAGAAAUGAGGAAUAAAGAGAGAAGACAGCAAACAGCUCUAUGGAAGCCUCGAUUUUUCCACUUGGCAACUUAUUUCUCUUUUUACAUUCUGCUUUUUUGCCACUCUUAAUAUACAGUUCUUUCAGUUUUUACAUUCUUAAAAGACUGGUGAUAACCACUUCUUAAGAUUUUAAUAAUAUUAGUUAUAGUAGCUCCUAAAAAAUGAAGGACCUAGAAUAAAUCUAAUAACCCUCCUAGACAAAAAUUGUUAACACUGUUGUUAGACAUUAACAAUGACAUAAAUAAAUAGUUAUAUCUUA